AUGCUCUCCAUGGCUUCAAGUUGGAGAAUCCGAGCUCAACCAUUCGAUCAUUUCUUGAAUAAUGACAGCGUCGUCAGCGUUCCAAGCCAAGCCGGUUCUCUCACCGGAAUCAUUCUCCACCUCGGCGACUCUUUACCGGCUGGGCAUCUUGGGAGCCGGGCGGCAUCUGGAAGCAUUCAUUCAGCCUUGUGGGUCCGCCCAUGCUGCAAGGUGAAGCUCCUCCGAGGCUGUCGUUUCCGCCCCCAAACCCCUUGCUACACCCCUAGACCUCGUGGCAUAUCCUUCUGCCUCCAACCUGGAUUGAACACCAAGGACUUCGUCGACUACUGGCAUCAGCUGGUGGCCAUGCGGUGUACCGAACAUAUCUGA
Colletotrichum tamarilloi is the source of this 369-nucleotide messenger RNA. RefSeq lists its product as uncharacterized. The transcript is spliced from 2 exons. NCBI's taxonomy places the organism in Eukaryota, Fungi, Ascomycota, Sordariomycetes, Glomerellales, Glomerellaceae. The record is from RefSeq and is a predicted model, not a curated record. The coding region runs from base 1 to 369 and encodes 122 amino acids.